Molecule: messenger RNA, 1267 nt
Organism: Ylistrum balloti
Lineage: Eukaryota; Metazoa; Mollusca; Bivalvia; Pectinida; Pectinidae
Product: trans-1,2-dihydrobenzene-1,2-diol dehydrogenase-like
Exons: 8
Coding region: 25-1032 (335 amino acids)
Molecular function (GO): nucleotide binding
Source: RefSeq, a predicted model, not a curated record
CGGGACGGAGUUUGGAAGUGAAGCAUGACAACAAAAUGCCUAAGAUGGGGGAUCUGUGGUGCAGGGAAGAUCUCCAACGACUUCUGCUCUGCCAUGACAACCCUACCAGACGGAGAACAUGAGAUUGUGGCAGUGGCAGCCAGGAAGCAGGAGAGUGCCAAGGACUUCGGGGACAAGUUUGGAGCAAAGAUUGCAUAUGGUUCUUAUGAAGCCUUAUCAAAGGAUCCCAAUGUUGAUAUUGUCUACAUCGGCACCAUCCACAUCAAUCACAUGGAGUUAAGUAUGAUGAUGUUGAAUGCUGGGAAACACGUCUUGUGUGAGAAGCCAAUGGCCUUGAAUUUGAGACAGGUCAACAGUGUUCUACAACUAGCCAAACAAAAAAAUCUCUUCUUCAUGGAGGCUACAUGGAGUAGAUUUUUUCCCAUUUAUGAGAAGAUCAAAGCAGAAAUUGCAUCUGGUAGCCUAGGUGAUGUAGAGUUGGUGACGGCCAAAUUUGCCAUUCCUAUCAAAGAUGUUCCAAGAAUUAAGGAGAAGGCACUUGGUGGAGGUUGUAUGUUGGACAUUGGCAUUUACACAGUCCAGCUGGCCUGUAUGGUGUUUGAUGAAAUGCCAGAGAAAAUCGUCGCAGAGGGAGUGCUUAAUGAACAGGGAGUGGACGAAGGAGCCUGUAUCAUCCUUAAGUAUAAGGGGGGUAGAAUGGCUAAUCUAGCUUACUCUAGUCGUACGUGUGUGAUCCAGUGUGCUGCCAGUAUCCAUGGAACUAAAGCAAACAUUGAGAUACCUGACCGCUUUUGGUGUCCGGAGAAGGCCAUUUUACCAACAGGUGUGAUUACCAAUGAAGUUCCUGAGGGGCGCCAUGCAUAUAACUUUUCCAACAGUGGAGGAAUGAGAUACGAGGCAGACCAUGCUCGCAGGGCCAUUCUAGAAGGUAAACUGGAAUGUGCCGGGAUGCCUCAUCGCCAUAGUGAAAUGGUCAUGACGAUUAGUGAUGAAGUCCGAAAACAACUGGGUGUUGUCUAUGAUGUUGACUAGAAUUAAGUUGUCUUCCUUUGACAGUUACUACGGUGCUAUGUUUUUCCUUUGAAAAACAGCUUUACUACAUUAUUCAAUAAACAUACAUAUAAAGGAAUACAUAAAAUGAUUUUAGAAUCUGCAUUUUUGUUAAAUGUAAAAUAUAUACAAUUUUAUAAUUCCAAAGUUGUUAUAUGAUCUCUCCUUUUGAUAAGUAAUUCUACCUUUAUAUUAUGUUGAUUUUUAAGUUGAUGAA